This is a messenger RNA of Puccinia triticina, 309 nucleotides long. RefSeq lists its product as uncharacterized. Bases 1 to 309 code for a protein of 102 amino acids. The record is from RefSeq and is a predicted model, not a curated record. The transcript has a single exon. Lineage: Eukaryota; Fungi; Basidiomycota; Pucciniomycetes; Pucciniales; Pucciniaceae.
AUGCUAAACCCUGAAACCAAAUGCAAGAGCGCCAAAGCAAUCAUCGAAGUUAAGAACCACUUAUUGACUGUUGAGGCUGCCCAAAAGGCCUCUUCAAGCCACCCAGCUCCAGAUCAUCCGGCCGACAUUAUCACACCCAAUCGCUUCAACCCCAUCAACAUACACAUGAAUAAUAUCUACGCCGCACACCCACCAAACGCCAAAUAUCACAAAACGCUUCCAGCGUACAUCAAUCCAACGGAUCCCAAUCGCUUCAUCCCCUUGACCGCAGGGGUAGUCCAAAAAUGGGCCACUUUGUUGGUGGGUUAG